AUGGGGCAGCCUCAAGAGGACGAGCGCCGGCUGGAGAGUGGUCUGAUUACCAGCGAUGGCAAGCUACGGUGCGCUCGGUGUUCACGCAGUUUCAAGCGUCCAGAGCACCUCAAGAGACACGAGCGAAGCCAUGAAGGGCUCAGGAGCUUUUCCUGUUCCGUUUGCGACAAGAAGUUCGCUAGAAGUGACAUUCUCGCGCGACACUCAUCCAUCCACAAGCAACCGCAGACGGCCGGGCCCAACUCAUCCAAGGAUGGUGAAGAUAGGAGGCGCCGUGCCUGUACUGAAUGCGCGAGGGCUCGAGAGAAAUGCACAAGAGCUUUGCCCUGCAUGCGAUGCUCCGGGCGGUCUCUGGAGUGCGUCUAUCCCGAAAGGCAAGCGCGGCACACCGGCAAAUCACCAGAGGCUUUCGAAGAACAAAUGAGUUACUCCGCUCCCUUCGAGAACUCCACCCGCGGUCGGCGCAACGUAGAAGCAAAUCACGAUGCGACACCUGACGUGCCCUAUUUCGAUGCGCCUCGGGGAGAUGGAAACAGUCCACUUACUUCAGAUCAGCUCGUUGGCGAUGCCUUCAUGGCAAACUCGUAUAGCCCUCUGCGCAGCUCCCGAUUCCGAGCACCGGACUCGGCAAAUGCCCACGAUCUGGCCAACCUCGAUCUCCGUGAACCUAGGCCGUCCACACCACAGUUCUAUCGCAAUGAUGUCCCCGUGCCCGUGACGGAGAACUUCAUGUAUGCUCCAUCUGUUUAUGAUGCGACUCUGGGCUUUGCAAUGAAUUGGCUUCCCGCAAAUGACGCCAUCGAUGUCGAUUUCAGUUCCAUUCUCGGAUUGGGCUUAUCUCCUAACAUGGACGACCCAGAAUAUCACGAUCAGACACGAAGUAUUCAGACAGCUCUGUACGAGACCGUGCGCAACAGUUUCAAUCGACUUUGUCUUGCCUCAAACCCGGUGCAUCGGCCCUUCGAGUCCGUCCACUUCCCAUCCAUCCAGCACCUCAACUUCUUUCUUGGCUUAUAUUUCGAUCAAUUCGCGGGCUCACUCCCGAUUAUACACGAGCCGACGUUCAACGUGAACAGCUAUUGGCCGUUAACCUUGGCUAUGGCUGCUAUUGGCUGCCAAUACACUCAGACACACGAGUUUUGGAGCUGUGUGGCGCCGAUUCAUGAGUUCUUGAGAAGGGUUCUCAUUACGGAACAGGAGAACAGAAGCGGCUUUGGCGACGAUGACACACCAUUUAUUCAAGCUCUGCUACUCAGUCAAGUAGGCAUGCUUUAUUGUGGAUCAUCGCACUUGCAAGCUCUUGCAAAAAGGAGGCAUGGCGAGUUGGUCAGCCUUGUCAAACUAAACGGCCUCAUGAGUAUAACUGGCGAUCACAAUCGUGACUUGAGCUGGGCUACCCAAGAUCACAGACGCUGGGUUGGUUGGUUGGCGGUAGAGACCAAACGGCGUCUAGCUUACUCCAUAGUGUUACUCGAUUGCAUGAUGUCGUAUCAUUUCAGACUUGAUGCCAACCUUUUACUAGAAAUGUCACAGAGCGAUCUCCCUCACGAUGGGCUCUGGUUUGCAACACCAGGUCCUCUGUGGGACGAGCUCUAUGAGAAAACAGAGCGUAACCCAUCUCUGUUCACCGCCGUGCACCAUCUCUUUACAGACAAGCACGUAAAAGGCGACCUAGGCGAGUUUGGUCGCAUCAUCCUUCUUCAUGGCGUAUAUCGUGAAGUGUUCCACGUCAAAGACUACAUCACACGACCGCUUUCUUCUUGGAUUCCAUCUGCGGAGCCACUCCACGGCGCAAGCCAGGGAGGCAACAAACAUACGGACAGGAACAAGGGGAAAUGGCUCGCGGACGUGUCCAUCUUUUCGAGCUGGCGCAAUGCGGCCAUGGACUGCGUCGACACGCUCCACUGGGGUGCCAACGCUACCAUAGCACUGCUUUCGGGGGCUGAGCACUCGACGGUCAUGCAUCUGCAUUUAGCCCGCGUAGUGCUGUUUGCACCCUACGAUCAAAUAAUGACGCUCGCCCUUUCGGUAGCGUUUUCCCGAAACCCAGAGCACGCCGGGCGACAGACCCCAACUCGGGAUGAGGCAGUUGCGGCUGAGCACGAGGUUCUACAGUGGGCACAGCGUGAUGGAUCAAAGGCUCGCCUCGCAGCUCUGCACAGCGGCUGUUUCUACUGGCAUAUUCGGCGGUAUUCCACCAUGGCGUUCUAUGAACCUGUGUCCGUAUUUUUGGCCUCUCUCACUCUCUGGGCGUACAGCUACUAUACUUCGAGAGUGACUGCCCAGCGAUGCCAGUCUUCUGGGGACGAUGAGGAGGCCAGGAGCGGGAGCUUGUCUCGGCAAGUAUCACCAGAGGUCCAAGGCACCUACCACAGCUACUCGGGCGCGUCGCCUUCGACAUCCAGAGCAUCGCAAUCACGCCAUCUGCAUGCGUCGCCGCGGCCGUCUACGUACACAUCUGAUCCGGACCCGACGUUUAUUCGGCUUGACCGUCCCAAUGACGACGAGAUGGUGCAGCUGUUCGUGCGGUCGGCCAAAAUGAGGGCACACAUCACGGGAGUCGGGGAUGUCUGCGCGGCGGAGGGGCCGGUGCGGAUCUUGCGCGAGGCGAGGAAAAUACUCGCGACGGUGUCGGUGGCGUGGGGCCGGACGAGGGAGUAUCAUGAUAUUUUAGAGGCAAUGGAACAAGCGACAAUGACGCGGGCGAGCGACGAGAGGGUUGGGCUGCAAGCCAUGGCAUGA
Akanthomyces muscarius is the source of this 2742-nucleotide messenger RNA. RefSeq lists its product as uncharacterized. Gene Ontology annotation, biological process: DNA-templated transcription; regulation of DNA-templated transcription. The record is from RefSeq and is a predicted model, not a curated record. The transcript has 6 exons. NCBI's taxonomy places the organism in Eukaryota, Fungi, Ascomycota, Sordariomycetes, Hypocreales, Cordycipitaceae. Gene Ontology annotation, molecular function: DNA binding; zinc ion binding; DNA-binding transcription factor activity, RNA polymerase II-specific. Bases 1 to 2742 code for a protein of 913 amino acids.